Messenger RNA from Acytostelium subglobosum LB1, 678 nucleotides. RefSeq lists its product as hypothetical. Lineage: Eukaryota; Evosea; Eumycetozoa; Acytosteliales; Acytosteliaceae. The transcript has a single exon. Bases 1 to 678 code for a protein of 225 amino acids. The record is from RefSeq and is a predicted model, not a curated record.
AUGUCAGAAACACCAAAGACAUUCGUCAGUGUGGCCAAGAUUGGCUCAAAUCCAGUGGUCAAGCCUGCGAGUGGUGUCCUAAAGUCGGCACCAGUCAUCUCCAAGGCUGCUCCAAUCGUGAGAACCUCAACAACCACCACCUCCACCACUGUUGUAUCAUCAGCCACUCCAACUCCUCCAGCUCCAGUUCAAACUCCAACUCCCCCAGCUCCAGUUCAAACUCCAGUUGCUCCAGCUCCAACUCCAGUUGCUCCAGCUCCAGUUGCUCCAUCAACGACAACCCCAACACCUGCUCCACCAGUCGUCUCAACCACCUCAUCUACCACCUCAUCCACAUCGACCACAUCACCAACAUUCAAAUCACAGGCUACACCAGUGGCCAAGACUAGUGGCACACCAGUCAACUGGGUCGCACCUGGUACCGCAGUGUCACCUGUUGGCAGAGUCGUUCAGACUGCCACCAUGCACACUGCACCACCCAGAGUGACAUCAGUGGCAUCAGUCGGAAUCAGGAAGCCAGCUCCAACCGUCAGCCCAGUGGCACCAGUUGUCAACAAGCCAACCAACUCCACCACCCGCUGCUACUGUAUCAUCAACACCAGCACCAGCACCAGCACCAUCCCAUCCAGUCGCCCCAGCAGUGACUCAACCAGUGUCCACUCACCACCACGUCCCUGA